CCGCCAGGAAGACCCGGCAAGUCCCAGGCUAGUGUGCUCGGAGGUCAGGACCCGCAGGGACCUCCCACUUGCGGCCUAAUGGCAGCGCAGCCCUUGUCCCGGAUAUGUUGGCUCCUGAGGUCCAGCGCCAGGGGCUGUAGCUCGGGGGUGCCAGGGACGCAGCCCAGCCCCAGGGAGCCCUCGAGACCCGCCACAGAGGAGCUGUCCAGGCGGCGGCAGUUCCUGCGAGAGCACGCAGCCCCCUUCUCUGCCUUCCUCACGGACAGCUUUGGCCGGCAGCACAGCUACCUUCGGAUCUCACUCACCGAGAAGUGCAACCUCAGAUCCGUCCCUUUUGCAGGCCAGUACUGCAUGCCCGAGGAGGGUGUCCCCUUGACCCCCAAGGCUGACCUGCUGACCACAGAGGAGAUCCUGACCCUCGCCCGGCUCUUUGUGAAACAAGGGGUCGACAAGAUCCGGCUCACAGGUGGAGAACCGCUCAUCCGGCGGGAUGUGGUGGACAUCGUGGCGCAGCUCCACCAGCUGGAAGGGCUGAAGACCAUCGCAGUCACCACCAACGGCAUCAACCUGGCCCGGCUGCUGCCCUCGCUGCAGAAGGCUGGGCUCAAUGCCCUCAACAUCAGCCUGGACACCCUGGUGCCCGCCAAGUUCGAGUUCAUCGUCCGCAGGAAAGGCUUCCACAGGGUCAUGGAGGGCAUCCACAAGGCCAUCGAGCUGGGCUACAACCCCGUCAAGGUGAACUGCGUGGUAAUGCGAGGUCUGAAUGAGGAUGAGCUCCUGAACUUUGUGGCCCUGACCGAGGGUCUCCCCCUGGACGUGCGCUUCAUAGAGUACAUGCCCUUCGACGGCAACAAGUGGAACUUUAAGAAGAUGGUCAGCUACAAGGAGAUGGUGGACACCAUCCGGCAGCGGUGGCCAGAGCUGGAGAAGCUGCCAGAAGAGAAAUCAAGCACUGCCAAGGCCUUUAGAAUCCCCGGCUUCCAAGGCCAGAUCAGCUUCAUCACAUCCAUGUCUGAGCAUUUCUGCGGGUCGUGCAACCGGCUGCGAAUCACCGCCGACGGGAACCUCAAGGUCUGCCUCUUCGGGAACUCGGAGGUCUCGCUGCGGGACCACCUGCGGGCGGGCGCCUCUGAGGAGGAGCUGCUGACCAUCAUCGGGGCCGCGGUGGGCAGGAAGAAGCGGCAGCACGCAGGCAUGUUCAAUAUUGCCCAGAUGAAGAACCGGCCCAUGAUCCUCAUCGGGUUAUUUUUGAUGCUCCAAGAUUCCCUACCAGCCAGUCCAGUCGUUACUUCCUGGGGGCCUGUCCCUGCUCGGGGUCGGAGGCCCAGGCUGCUUCUCUCUCGCCCGAUGGCAACUUUGUGGAAAGAACACUGGGCCCCCCAGGCCCCUCCUUUGUCCUGGCUGUGGCUGGGGGCUGGAUCCCCUCUGAGACUUUACAGCUCCCGGGCAGACUUGGACACCACCUCAACGUGCCUUAGUCCAGGGCCCCGGGCUCCUGCCACCGCCUCAGGACCCUGGGCAACCUCAGAUCAACUCACACAUGUGGACUCGGAAGGGCGGGCAGCUAUGGUCGACGUGGGCAGGAAGCCAGACACGGAUCGGGAAGCGGUGGCCUCUGCUGUGGUGCUUCUGGGGCCUGUGGCCUUCGAGCUUGUCCAGCACAACCAGCUAAAGAAGGGAGAUGCCUUGGGGGUGGCCCAGCUGGCUGGGGUCCAGGCGGCCAAGCUGACCAGCCAGCUGAUUCCUCUGUGCCACCACGUGGCCCUGAGCCACAUCCAGGUGCAGCUGAGGCUGGACCCCUCGCGCCAUGCUGUAGUGAUCUGGGCAUCCUGCCGGGCUCGGGGCCCCACUGGGGUGGAGAUGGAGGCCCUGACCUCCGCAGCUGUGGCGGCCCUCACCCUGUAUGAUAUGUGCAAGGCUGUCAGCAGGGACAUCGAGAUCGGGGAGAUCAAGCUCGUCAGUAAGACUGGAGGCCAGCGUGGGGACUUCCACCGGGUGUAGGGCUCCCACCCACCUGCACACAAUUUGGGCCAAGGAAAGGAUGCCAAGUUCCUCCAACCUGUUACUAAAGCAUGACCUUCACCAGUUGGAACCCAAAGUCAAGCCCGCUGGUCACUGGAUGAUCUAUAAUAACCUGUGGAGUUCACUUUAUAUGAAACAGACUCCAGCAGCCCUCACAGCCUUCCAGAACUCUUGAGUUAAUGGAGUUCGCCAAGCGCACCACUAGAUACCUGGAACACCCUGUCACGUUAUUUAGGCAUGCACUUCAGCCUAGCCUGUAAUUCAGAGUUUUCACUUCCUCUUCUAUGGGGGAAAGAAUAAGGGCUCAUUCCGCCAAGGAACCCUCUUGGAGAAAGGAAAAGCACAUGCUUGCACCAAGAAUGUUUCACAGCUUCUCAGCAGCAGCUUUGCUUCCCCAAGUUUGAGAAGCCACAGUCCCCACAUCUCUGCCGUCCCUCCUUCAAGAGGUACCCGUCCCCUCCUUUUGCCUGAGUCUGGGCCCCAGCCAGCCUGUAGGCAUUGGGCUCCUCUUAGCAGGACCCAGGUAUGGCCUCAACCCUGAGGAAUCCUGGCUGACCGCCACACCUGCUCCCGCUCCCUUUACCCUGGGACAUAUCAGGGAGCAGAGAGUGUUGGAGGUCACUCUCACUCUGUCAGUGCCCAAAUAAAGCCACGAUGCCAACUUUGGAGAUGCAA
Messenger RNA from Chinchilla lanigera (long-tailed chinchilla), 2697 nucleotides. RefSeq names its product molybdenum cofactor synthesis 1 (gene Mocs1). NCBI's taxonomy places the organism in Eukaryota, Metazoa, Chordata, Mammalia, Rodentia, Chinchillidae. The transcript is spliced from 11 exons. The coding region runs from base 79 to 2001 and encodes 640 amino acids. The record is from RefSeq and is a predicted model, not a curated record. Gene Ontology annotation, biological process: Mo-molybdopterin cofactor biosynthetic process. Gene Ontology annotation, molecular function: cyclic pyranopterin monophosphate synthase activity; GTP 3',8'-cyclase activity; metal ion binding.